Messenger RNA from Lathyrus oleraceus (garden pea), 1373 nucleotides. RefSeq names its product G2/mitotic-specific cyclin-2. The record is from RefSeq and is a predicted model, not a curated record. The transcript has 2 exons. Bases 50 to 700 code for a protein of 216 amino acids. Gene Ontology annotation, molecular function: cyclin-dependent protein serine/threonine kinase regulator activity. NCBI's taxonomy places the organism in Eukaryota, Viridiplantae, Streptophyta, Magnoliopsida, Fabales, Fabaceae. Gene Ontology annotation, biological process: mitotic cell cycle phase transition.
GCAACUUACAAAUCUAUGGAGUUUGUUGGCAACCGUUGAAAGUUUAACUAUGGAAGAACGAAUGAACAUUGAUGCAACUGACAAAGAUAAUGAAUUGGCUGCAACUGAGUAUAUUUAUGAUAUUUACAAGUUUUACAAACUCAGUGAAGAUGACUGUCCUGUACAUGAUUACAUGGUUUCACAGCCGGAUAUAAAUGCUAAGAUGAGGGCGAUUCUUAUUGAUUGGUUGAUUGAAGUUCAUCGAAAAUUCGAACUCAUGCCAGAAACUUUCUAUCUAACUCUUAACAUAGUUGACCGAUUCUUGUCCAUGAAGGUUGUUCCUAGAAAGGAAUUUCAGCUUGUUGGCAUAAGCUCAAUGCUUAUUGCAUCUAAAUAUGAAGAGAUAUGGGCACCAGAGGUUACAGAUUUUGUAUGCAUAUCAGACAAUGCUUAUGUUAGAGAACCGGUUUUGGUUAUGGAGAAAACAAUCCUGGGAAACCCGGAAUGGUAUUUAACAGUUCCUACUCCUUAUGUCUUUCUGGUUCGGUACAUCAAAGCCUCCACUCCCUCUGAUGAACAGAUGGAAAACAUGGUGAAUUUCCUAGCUGAACUUUCUAUGAUGCAUUAUGUUACUGUAUCAUCGUAUAGUCCUUCGAUGAUUGUUGCUUCUGCUGUUUAUGCGGUAAGAUACACCACUGGAUCCAGAAAUAUCAAGGCGUGAGAAAGUUCAAGCCAUUCAAAUGACGAAACUGAACCUCUAAGAAGCAAUGUAGAUGUGGAUCCAGAACCUCUAAAACUCAGCAGACAAAUUGCACCAACACGAGGCCGCAGUUGGAGUAUUGACCUAUGCUCAACAACAUCUAGAAUUUCAACUUAAGGAGCCAUGGUAUGGAACUGCAUAUUCCAUUGAAAAGAUCACUGCCUCAACAAUUCAGGGGUCUUCUUAUUCAGCAUUAUGGUACAAGCCAGAUACAUUGUUUUCCACACCAAAGGCUUAUGUUAAGAUUAAUUUCAAUUGCCCAUAUGCUGGAAACUCUCCUCAGGUUGAAAUUUUGAUGCACAUUUUCACUCAGCUAUUGAUGGACUACUUGAAUGAUAAUGCUUAUUAUGCUCAGGUUGUUGGUUUGUAUUAUAGCAUAAGCCAUACAGACCCCGGUUUCCAGGUGAAUCUCCUUGGUUAUAAUCAAAAAUUAAGGAUUCUACUUGAAACUAUUGUUGAAGAGAUAGCAACAUAGUUUUGUGUGUGGGCCAACCUCAAACCGUGCCAAGGCUGCGGAGACAUAAAUACCGCCCAAAAUCAGUUUAAUUCCAAAAGAGAAAACACAUAUUCUAAUUUAUUUGAGUCCUUGAAGCAAAUUCACAAAGGUAAUUCAAUUAUUACCAACAGUAAAUGG